CGCAUAUUGGAGGACAUGGUGGAUCAACCGACAAGCCAACUACUCAGGCCAAGCCCGGAAAGGUCCUCCACGAUCCAUCACGACUGUGUCACAUUAUCAUAACAACCAUCCAUGGUUGAUCUAAUCUGUGCCAAGCACAUUGACCGGGAUUGAUCCGUGAAAGCAUCACCAUGAAUAUCAUGCGCAAAUUCCUGUCCACGGGCUCGUCCCAAGGCAGUGUGACCUCGCCCACGGGAGGGGCUGAAGGUCAAGAAGGGGACGAAGGAGCUCUCUCUAUAGCCUCGGGCUCGGGGGAGGGCAGUGGCGUGGUUCCCACACUAUUGUCAGGCUCAGGAGGUUCGAGCUCCCAACGUCGGCCUCCAUCCGUCCCGAACCCGGAUCUCUUGGGAUUGACUCACUUAAAAAGAUUGUUUAGUGAUUACCAGAAUCCACCUCAUCCUUUGAAUGAACAAGAGAAGGAAGCUCGGAUGUAUCAAAUGCUCCCUCUCUUUUGCAAGGUCUUUGGUUCUGUCCCGUCUCGGACGGCAUGUGAGCGUUUUGGAGGUUUGGAACAGAUGACAGCUUUCGCUCAUGCUACCAGUCGGCUUUUAGUGGUCGAGGUUCGACGUCGGGCGAGCAAUCAAUCCACUGAAGAGGCCGCCGAGGCCAUAGCCGACUACAUGGAGGUUGUUACGAAUCCCUUGGCCGGAUUGGAGGAAGCUUCCAACGAGCCGAGUGAUGAUAACGGUUUGCUCGCAAAGACUAGUGGAUCCGGAUGGAUUCUUUUAUCAGCCUUGAAUGUCAUGAGCGCCGAUGGGGAUGGCUUGAAUGAAGUACUCACCACAGCCUCGGUUCCAUCCACCUUGGUCAAGUGCUUAUAUUUGUUCUUCGACCUCCCUCCCAUCAAAUCUACUGAGGUCACGAAACCAACGGAAGAUGUGGACACGCCCAAAACUGAGUUGGACCAAGGCACGAAAAAGGAAGACGAAAAAGAGUUCACGGCUAAAGAGCGACGCAUUUUGUUACAAAAAAUGCUUAUUGAGUUACUUCAACGUCUAUGCGGGUACGUUCCAGCCGUUGAGGAACUUGCCCGGAAAGAUGACUUGACUCUCCUCUUUUCGGCCGUGUCUUCAGUUUGCCCCCAUCACAAUGUCAUGUGGCGAAAAACAGCCGCCGAUAUCCUCCUCACCAUCUCCACCAAAAGUCUCAGCCAACCCGUCAUCUCAUAUCUUCACAACAAGGGAUGUAUCGCAUUGUGCAUGGAAAACAUGCAAAGAUCGACGGAUUUGACUCCCUUGGAGAUCGUGGAGAUGUUUGUCACCGUGUUUUGCUUCCUAAAAGAUUCGGCCAGUAACUCCCAAACCCUUCUCGAGGACUUCAGAACUUGUCAAGGAUACGUUUUUCUCUCAGAGUUUCUCCUGAAAUUAGAUCAAUGUUCUGAAUCAGACACAACGGACGCAGUCCGGAAUUUGGUGCUACUUGUGGCUUCGCUCUCGUUUUGUGGUCACACUGAGCUGACGUUGAAUCCGAUUGCCGCAAACGCCUCAUUGUAUGAAUUAGAGUCAUUCCAAAUGCCGGAACCGGACAACAAAGGCUCAACUGUGCGGAACAUACCGGCCUUCCAAGUUCUUCAAUCUGUGUUCCUGAAGGCUCAAUCUGCACAGAUGACCACCACGAUCUUGGGAGCUAUCAAUACCAUAUUCUCGGCAGAUUCGGCCAAUUACUUCCUAGUCGAACAUCUCCACCCGUUGUCUCAGUUUGCAGAGAAGAUCCACCUGAAGCCAACUCAAGCCCAAGAGAAAUUCUUCCAACUUGUAGAAUUUGUGGUUCAUCAGCUGAGAUUUGUGCCGUGCAAAGAACUGAUAUCAAUCUCUUUGUUGUUAAACAAGGCCCACAAUCAUGACAGCGCAUGCUCCAUAUUGGCCUUAAGGUCCUUACGAAGCAUAUUGAAAGUGGAUAUGACCUUCAAAGAUGUUUUCCGAGAAGUGGGCAUGGUUGAGGUCCUGAUCAGUCUGUUAGACGCUUACGCCGCGUUUUUGAGGCCUUCAUCAGAUACAACCAAUGAUGAUCAAAAUCAAGCGAGUCAAAACACUGGUCGAGAAUUGGAUCCAUCCAUGAUGACCAUGGGCGAUUUAAGCAUCACGGUCUUGAGCGAGAUUCUGGCCGGGUCCAACGCUAAUGCAGGAGUGUUCCGUGAAUCUGGAGGAGCUAAAAUCACGCUAGAUCUAGUCAAAAUCGAAGAGAGUCGAGAUUCUGCCUUGAGUUUAAUGCAGCAACUAGUGUUAGCUUGCUCCGGAUCUUCUUCCGGUAACGGUGACGAGGAUAUGACGUCUCUACUUGAGCUUCUUCACACAUCUGCCAAAACCGAAUUAGAGCUGAAAGCGGAUAUUCUGCAUACCAUUAUUUCUUGUCUCCGUGAGAGCCAUCGCACACGUGCAGUGUUUAGGCGAGUGGGUGGCUUUGUAUACGUGAUAUCGGUGCUGGUGUCGUUGGAGAGUUCGCUUUCCAAACAAUCCAACAAAUUUCCAGAUGAGAGGUCCGUUUUUGUCGUGCUUCGAGCCAUGUUUACCUGUCUGACAGUGGCCAUGCGGUACGAACCCGCUAACGCCAAAUACUUCCAAGUUGAGAUGAAUUGUGGGAGCAGUGUGGUGGAAACGAUCAAGCUCUUGGGGUGUUUCUCCCCUGAGAGUGAGCUGAAGCCGGAGAUGUAUCAACGUCCCAAUCCGGACUUCCACAACAUGUUUCAUCAAAUCUUCACCAGUGAUAUUGGCGAGUUCCAUCAACUCAAAUUCAAGCACGACAUUCCGAAAGAUUUGUUCUCGUGUUGUGUCUUGCUACGCAUGAUGUACGAUAUGGCCGUGGACAAUUACGACAAGAGCAAACGAUCCAACAGCACAAGUAUCAACCCAAAUUUGCCCAGUCAGAUCAAUAACGGGGAGGACAACUACCCAUCUCCAUCUAGAUCUUUGGACACCACCAGGUCCAUGAGAAAGAAAAUUCCAACAUUGAACUUGACGCCCAUUCCACCAGACCCAGUGAUUGUUCAUGCGGGUAUUGUGACCACGAUGCUUAAGAUCUUGCCCUCUUUGUAUUUCCCCGAGCAUGAAGCCAUGUCAGUGUGUCUCAUGGUGUACACGGCUGAAACCAUCAAAUCGCUUCUCCGGACCGAGAAAAAUCAACAGAUCAUGAGUGGCUGCCAUUUCUUAAGCGACAUCUUGACCAAUUGUCAAGUGGCUCUGGAAGAUGAUGCGCAUAUCCUCCAUAGCCCAUUCCAAUACCUUCUGGAACGGCUCUCGGCACAAUAUCUCGAACCCAAGGAUCUCAGAGAUUUUCUGCGUUUGGACAAUCCUUUGCGUUGUCUGAACGAUGAGGACAUCAUGCGCCUUUCUGCUGACGACGAGAACCUCCGCAACCCCGGCCGUUUCAUACCUCUGACUCGAAUCAAAACUUUGGUGUCCAUGACCACUCCACGGGAUAUUCAUACUCAAACGAAUUCGAUAUUGCCUCCAUUCGUGGAAUUCGAUAUGGCUCCCGAAGGCUUUGGAUGUUUGUACUUGCCCAGUGUGAGCCCUUGCAGUAGUCCUCAUAUGAGCAGUGCCUCUUCGUCAGUAGUGAGUGGAGUAGGCCAUCAUUUGAGCUCGACAUCACAAGAAGGGACAAUCAUCGGCGGAAUCGGACUUGGCGAUCGCGCUUUCCCGCCACAACCCGGACUUACAUUCGCCACUUGGGUUUGCAUUGACAAGUACAGCGAUCCACGGAGCGAUCCCCAUCCCGUUCGAUUACUGACUUUGGGUCGACGCAUCAAAGGCGGAAUUGGAUCGGCGAAGGACGAUGAUGAAAACAAUCAAGUGUGUUUGUCGAUUUGUCUGUCCGCCAGAGACAAGGCCCUGAUGAUCUCCACCCAAGAAGCAUCUUUGAACAAAUCGAUGGAUUGGCAACCAGAGUUCUCAGGGGACAGAGGUUGUCGGAUUUGGUUUCCCGACUUAAUCAAGGAAGGAGAAUGGCAUCAUAUUGUAGUGGUUCUCAAUCGACAAGUCUUGAAAAAUUCCUCAUUCUCUCUUUACGUCAAUGGACAACAUAUUGCAUCUCAGAAGAUGCAAUACAUCAAUCCCUUCCCGGGAGGAAUCACGGCGGCUAAUUCAACCAUGUUCAACUCCUGCUCAGUAUUUGCCUUUAUUGGCACGCCUCCACAUUGGCGUCGACAUUCCAGACUCAAUUGGAAGCAAGGCCCCUGCAUCUUGUACGAGGAUGUCACUUCCGCCAAUUUGGCAUUGCUGCUUUUCAAGUUAGGCCCGCAUUACCUGGGCUCCUUGCAGGCCCCGCAGGUGGCCACCACGGGUGAAGUGCUCACGUCUCAGGUCAACGAGGAGAGGAUCAUUUUUGGGCUGAAUGCCGUGGCAAUGUCCCAGAUGACCUUGGCUAAGAUCAAGAAGAUCUAUAGCAAGGUCGAUAACAAAGCUAUUGCCAAGCAACUGGGCAUGUCUUCGAAUGAAAAUGCCACUCCCAUUCGGAUCAUUCACAACUCUGCCGGUCAUCUUUUGGGUCCAGCACGAUCCUUGGGUGGAGUGAUCAUUGGCUACUUGGGAGUGCGUGUCUUCACCCCUCAACCCGUGUCCAAAGUCAUUGAGACCGUUGGGGGCUGCCACGUACUCCUUGGGAUCAUCGCCAUGGCCAGAGACAUGGAGAGUCUAUAUGCUGGAGUCAAGGCCCUCGUGUGCGUGUUGAAGAGCAAUCCCUUCUCUAGACUGCAAAUGGAGAAGGUCAGAGGCUACCAAACUCUGGCUAUGCUCUUGCGCAAGAAGAUUCCGAUGUUGAAUUCACAUAUCCUGUAUCUGAUGUUUACUAUGGCGGGUACAAUCGAUUCGAGUGAUUCCAGAGACGUCACUGGCAUACCCAACAUUCCAGCCUUCCGAGAUGUUCUAUGUGACUUGGAUGUGUGGCACGAGGCCCCCCAAGACCUGGAAAAGGCACUUUUUGAACACUUUUAUGAGCUCAUUGCUGACACAAGUAUGCAGCGUAACGGAUCAAAUAUCCGGACUCUCCGUGAGUUCUGCUUGGUAGAAAAGUUGUUGGCUAUCCUCAAAACUUCAGAGUGUUCCAAUGGCACCACUUUGGUUCUUCUCAACGUGAUCCACUCAUUGCUGUGUUCCAAUCCUCGGGUGACGGAUGUCCUUUGCUUCGCCCUUUUCACAGCGGCCACUCUCAAUCCGACGACCAACAUUGAAGAGAAGUCCGUAACUCUCGUCUCUGAUGGGACUGAGUACAGCGACAACGAGGAUGAGACUCCUGACUUGGCCAAGGUGAUCAUUCUCCGAAACCGUUGUCUAAAGUUGUUCUUCUCCCUCCUCUACACGGGAAACAAAAUUCAUCACAAGUAUUGCGAGGAUGUCGUGCAAGUCGUCGGAUUCGAUUGGGUUCAACUAUUUCUUCAGGGUCAUUUGCACUCCACCACUGUGAUUUGGGGUCUACGUAUCUUGAUGACUUUAUUAUCCAUUCCGUCAUUGUUGGAAAAGUUUCGUUGCGGUACUUGCAAUGGGCAUUGGUUGAUCAAAUCGGAGGUUGUACUUCAAAAUAAGAUGGUGCAAGCUUUGGGACAGAACUCCACCACCUCGAGUAAAGUGACACGUCGAGGAAUCCGUCAGGAUAUCUUCAAACUCCCUGGAUUCCAGUUGUUCAACUGGCUGAUGCCCAAUCACAUUGAGAUCCCAGAGACAUAUUUCUUGAUCAUCGCCAUGGUUUUGGGUCAACCGGUCAAGAAUCUGCCCAAAGCGGUUCAAUUUGACUUGGAAUCUGUUUGGAAUUACGUUUUUGGCACAAGUGCCACAGAAUCCAGUUACUCGGAUAUUGCCGAUAAGAUUAAUCUUAGUGCCGAUGCCAUGAUCACCAUCCUAUGCAUGGUACGGACAAUGCUGAACUGUGAGACAGAACAUCGUGAAAAGCUGCCCAAUUGGCUGAAAGAGUAUCCGGUGACCUUGACUCAAUUCCUUUUCUACUUGUACCACAACGUGGUUGAUUUCAUGCCAGCCUUCAUGACGGAGGAGGUGUUAGCAGCACUCGCUGGAACUUUGUUUCCAACCUUGUCAGAGAACUCUUCAGCAAAGUUGGCACAACAGACUUCAUCCUCGCCGAGCAAGACGCCCGUAAAGGGUUUGGCUGAAACUAAGGAAAGUGCAGAUGAAACCGAUACGGAUGGAUCACUUCCAAUGAUGACCAGUCAUCCUGCCAAACGGAACGUCAUGAAUUUCAUGCGAGUUCUCAUCGUGGAUUCGCUUUCCUUGGAAGUACCGCAAAAGAAGUCGCCGGUGAUCGACUUACUAUUGGAUGCACAACCGGAGAGUACGAGCCACGCUCAGCAAUGUCGCUUCCAAACAGAGCUUUUGGGUAUUGUGAUGGACCAUUUACUAGCCGCAGAUAUAUUAAUCGGAGAUCAGGCUGCCAUGCCGAUUGUCCCUGGUGGAAAUAUUCAGAAUGUCGCUCCGAAUGUGUUCUACCUGGCUAGCCGUCUGGUAGACAAGCUUUGGCAAGGAAUCUUUAAAAAAGAACCCGAUGAAGUUUUCCAGUUCAUCCUCAAACUCAUUUCUCAAGCCAAACGGCGUUCAGGCGCCGGUUCUCUCUCCCUUGAGGGCAUCUAUAGAUGCCUCAAUCGUACCAUCCUCUACAUGAUAUCGCGACCGCAUAACCAUGCCGAUGUGUCGGGUCAAAUUGGUGUGUUGGAAGUGCUUCACAAGAUUACCACUCAUCGCUCCAUUGUAUUUGGUGCCGGCAAUCACGAGCUGGAGUAUUUCGGUUGUCUAACAUUUUGUUUACUCCAAUUGACCGCCGGAUUGAAUAUUCCAAUUGAUCCUGAAAAUCGCACUCAUUGGCACGUGAAUCCCACGGAGGAUCCACUCAAGCCGGAUGAUUUGGAGAGCGAAUCUGGAGUCAACGCUCAUCAAGGAAAACAAUUGUUGAUCAACGCAGCCAACCGAGUCUGGGAAGAAAUGUUUGUUUGUAAAAGACCAGCAUUGGAAGAAGCCUUCAAGAGUUGUUCAUUUGGCACUCAGAAUUCAACUCCUCCUUUGGAAAGUCUUCGAGAUCAAUUGUGGGAAUCAGCCACUAAAACGUGGCACAACUACGUGUCGCUCGAGAGAAAAGCCCAGUAUUCUCGAUACCAAGCUUGGGAAUUCCACGCUCAACUUGAAUCAAGGAUCCAAAGGAUCACGGGUGGAUUUGCGGGAGGUUUAAAGCGACUCACCUCCGUGACGGGGGGUGGAAAUUCCAACAACAAACCAAAGAAAGAGGAACCCACCAAAGUGGAGUAUAGUAAUCUCCCCAAAGCUAUUGUGGAUCAAGCCACACUAAGUCACAUUAUUAUUGUCAGAGACGUUGUGGAACAACACUACAAGAACAGACUUCAAACCGGUCAACACAUGCUCAAGUAUGUGGAAGAGGAGUGGCUCCAAACUGAGGCCACCUUAACCCAGGAGCGAGGUCUCUGGGGCCCCUACAAUGAGAGCAGGUUGACCAAAUGGUCGUUGGAUAUGACCGAAGGACCAUCCAGAAUGCGCAAGCGCAUGAUACGUAAUGAUAUGUUCUACCUCCACUAUCCACAUCGUGAGUACCCAGAACAGGACGAGAACAAACCCCAUAAGUACAAGAAACCCACUAGUUUCGACAGCAAAUUGUGGCACGAACAGCACCAUCGACUCACGAUGUUCGAAAGGGAGUGUGAGCAGAUUGUAGAGAUGGAAUUCGACGACUGUGAUGUGACUGUACAAGACAAGACCUUGACAAUUGACGAGCAGAUCAAGAAAAUCGGCUUUCAAGGAUUGAAAUCAGCUAUCGACCAAGCGACCGUGGUCAAAUCUGGUGAUGACGAGACGAACAACCCGGACGAAGAUCCAGAUGGAGAGAUGCUGGAUGCCGAUGAGCCCGCUUCAAGUCCGCUUCCCACCAGACCCAUGAGUACAAGCAGUAUUGAUUCAACCUUGGGGCCUUCCCAAUUGGAAGCACCCACCAGCCCACCGGCCACUUCGCCCUCACCUCCCAACACAUCGGCACCUGUUGUAGAAGAAGACAGUUCGGACUAUCAAACCGUCAUGCGGCUUUUAGAGGAAGGGGAGAAGAUCACCCAUAUGUACAGAUGUUCCAGGAUUCAAGGUUUGGACACCGCCGAGGGUCUGCUAUUGUUUGGCAAAGAACAUUUCUACAUCCUUGACGGGUUUACCCUUGUCAAUGGACGAGAAGUCCAUGACAUCGAAUUUAUUCCGCCUAAUCGUUUUGAGCCCAUUAUUCCAGUGGUCCCAGGGCAAGUUUCAAAGUUUAAAACUAAACGCCAGGUCAACAAGUUUGCCUAUGAUGGCAUCAAAGAGGUUCAAAAGCGGCGAUAUCUUCUACAACCUAUUGCAGUGGAGGUGUUUAGUUCCGAUGGAAGAAAUUUUCUCCUGGCCUUUAUCAAGCAAAUUCGUUCCAAGGUCUAUCAAAGAUUUUUGGCCUUGGCGACUAGCAUCUCCGACCACGCCCACCUUUCGGUUGCCGGGCAGAAACGUUCUGCCAAUGUGGAACAAGGGAGUGGGUUACUUUCAACCUUGAUGGGAGAGACCUCGGUGACUCAACGAUGGAUUAGGGGCGAAAUCUCGAAUUUCCAAUACAUCAUGGCUCUCAACACUUUAGCUGGAAGAAGUUACAACGACCUGAUGCAAUACCCCGUGUUUCCUUGGGUCGUGGCCGACUAUUCGUCAGAGGAAUUGGACCUAUCGAACCCAGCCACGUUCAGGGACCUUUCGAAACCAAUGGGAGCACAGACAGCGAGUCGUUUGGAACAAUUCAAUCGCCGUUAUCACGAAUGGGAUGAUCCUCACUCAGACACCCCGCCCUACCACUACGGUACGCACUACUCUUCCGCCAUGAUAGUGUCUUCAUACUUGGUACGCUUGGAGCCAUUCGCCCAACAUUUUCUUCAUUUGCAAGGAGGUCAUUUUGAUUUGGCCGACCGAAUGUUCCACAGCGUGGAAGAGGCUUGGGAAUCGGCAUCCAAGAACAAUAUGGCUGAUUUACGAGAACUGAUUCCAGAAUUCUUCUAUCUGCCCGGUUUUCUGGAAAAUGCCAACAACUUUGACCUGGGGCAAAAGCAGAACGGCGAGAAACUCAAACACGUCGUUCUACCUCCUUGGGCCAAGGACAGCCCCGCAGAAUUCAUUCGGGUCCACAGGGAAGCCCUUGAAUCGGACUAUGUAUCUGCCCACCUUCACGAAUGGAUUGACCUGAUUUUUGGAUACAAGCAACAAGGUCAGCCUGCCAUUGAGGCCGUCAACGUCUUCCACCAUCUUUUCUACGAAGGCAAUGUGGACAUAUUCAGCAUUGAAGACCCUCUUCAAAGAAAUGCAACCAUUGGCUUCAUCAACAACUUUGGACAGAUCCCGAAGAAUCUGUUCAAAAAGCCUCAUCCUGCCAAGAAGGUCCUCUUGGACAAUGCCCCUGGGAUCCACAUGAACUCCAAGGUGUUUUUCCACCACUUGACCAAUCUCCGCCCCAGCAUGAGCCCCAUAAAAGAGCUCAAAGGGCCCGUGGGCCAGAUUCAAUGCGUCGACCGGCUCAUUUACGCCGUUGAGCAGAACAAGGUCCUCGUGCCUGGCAACUCCAACCGGUAUCUAGCCUGGGGUUACGCCGAUCAGAGUUUCCGUCUGGGCAAUUACGAAUCGGACAAGGCCGUCUUCAUCUGCGAGCCCAAUUACUUAAUCGGCCAAGUGCUCACCUGCGUGUGUCCGAAUUCCAAAGUAGUUCUAACAGCAGGCACGAGCUCUGUGGUGGCCGUCUACGAAUACCACAAGAAAGUCAAACAACUCCUCAUCAAAACAAUGCUAUAUGGACACACUGACGCUGUGACUUGUUUGGCGGCAAGUCCAAGUUGGAAUAUCGCCGUUUCCGGAUCCCGAGAUCGGACCGCCAUAAUCUGGGACUUGUCUCGCUAUUGUUACGUAAAACACCUUUCCGGUCAUUGCGGCCCGAUUGCUGCCGUCACGAUUAACGAACUCACGGGAGAAAUCGUUACGUGCGCGGGCUCGUGGAUUUAUUUGUGGGAUAUCAAUGGCCGCCUUCAAGCCUCAGUCAACAUGGCUGCAUCCAGCCCCUCUAGCCACAUGUCCCAGCAGAUUCUUUGCGUGUGUUGCUCACAGUUUAGUGAAUGGGAUCGGGAAAAUGUCAUCAUGACCGGCUCUUCAGACGGGGUGGUUCGAAUGUGGUCAGUUGAUUACAUUGAAAUCCCCGUGGGGGAAAAAUCCAAAACUCCGCCAGAGGAUUUGUCCGCUAAGGCCGAUGAUGAACCUUCAGAAGCAUCAGUGUCGAUCGCGAAUUUUGCCAAGAAAAUGUCCAUGAGCUUGUCAGGCGAUUGUCUCAGCUCUUUGCGUGAGGCCAUUGCUCAAACGAAACAUUCGGAGCAAUCGGAACCCUCGUCCGAUACAGAGGAAGGCGAUGACCUGGAGACCGAGGAUGACUUAGAGGACGAGAGCUCUCCGAAACCACCAACUGACUCACAAGCUCAACAAGGCUCCUCAAUCCCAUGCAUCCCUGUGAAUGAAGGUAAUCCAAUUCAAAGUGACCACUCGCCCACCGCAUCAGGAUCCCAACGGUUACAAGAGGCCAACAGGCAACCCAAUCCUGGGAUCUUUGUCACCAACGAAGACUUUGUGGUUGUCAAUGAGACAGAUUUAGACAAUUCGGCCGACCCAGCGGCUGGAGCCAAACACAAUAGCGAUGGUUACACAUGGAGUAGGAGACUUGUAUUCCGUGCCAAACUAACCAUGCAUACCGCCUUCGAACGGCCAGACAAUGUGGAUCCUGCAUCUGUAACGGCCUUGGCCGUGAGCAAGGAUCAUCGCUCGAUUUAUGUCGGGGACGAUAAAGGGCGCGUUUUCUCCUGGUCAGUCUCCAGCAAACCCGGUAAAGGAAUGGUGGACCAUUGGUGUAAGGAUGAAGGCUCGGAAUCGUGUGUGGGUUGUGGAGUCAAGUUUACCAUAUAUGAACGCCGCCAUCAUUGUCGAGCUUGCGGCAAGCUCUUUUGCUCUUCGUGUAGUCAAUAUCAGGCGAGCAUUCCUAAGAUGAAGAUUCUGCAGAAGGUUCGCGUGUGCAAACCUUGUUUUGAUCAAUUGAAAGCAUCACCCAACCAAUGAGUAUUUUACGAGCAUUUUCUUGACUACCUUCAUGAUCUAUUUCAUCACGAAUUGGACGUUUAUAAUUAUCAUCGUAUUUCUUGAUACAUUAGUUUUAGCUGUAGUAUGUUACGCUCUCUGUGAAGUUUUAAACACAUUUUAUUUCUAUAAAUUGCGAUCACUGUUGAGCUUAUUGUCCCGAUAUUCACGAAGUUGAACCUUCAGUAAAUGUUUUGCUGUCAUAAUACAAAAAUAUCUAGUCGUUGGA
Molecule: messenger RNA, 11373 nt
Organism: Tigriopus californicus
Lineage: Eukaryota; Metazoa; Arthropoda; Copepoda; Harpacticoida; Harpacticidae
Gene: bchs
Product: WD repeat and FYVE domain-containing protein 3-like
Exons: 17
Coding region: 171-11126 (3651 amino acids)
Molecular function (GO): protein binding; metal ion binding
Source: RefSeq, a predicted model, not a curated record